AUGUCUCGCUCCAAUAGACCUCGAGCAACCAACAACCUACCAGCAGAACGCUACCAGGGCCGUGCCUCGUUCGGAACAGAACCACCACCCAAAGAAAAACGCAAGGGCAUGGUCGAGGAGACACUUGCCCAGAUCUCUAACGUCCUGACAACCAUGGGAAUCAUUCAAGAACAAUCGAAAUCGACCUUUUUCCCAACGCAGCUCGAAACUCUCGACAACAACGCCUCCCCGGGACACACAUUCCCCAACACCAAAGUACGAUAUGGUGACACCUUCUCCUUAACAUGGCAAGUCCUCAAGACCCGACCCGACUACCUGCACCGAACGGCGGUGCUGAACUGUGCUUCUGACGUCGAACUAGCUGGAGGUUGGCGACACCGAUUCGGCACUACGCAAGAGGACGCGCUGUGCUACUCAUCGACCCUAUGGCCGACGCUGGACCAGUGGAAGGAAAAGUAUCCCUGGCGGACGGUGGUGCAGCGAAAAGACUGGGCGACCGUGAGCGUGCUUAGUGUGGCGGCCCUGGCCUGUUCGUCUCUCGUGCCGGACAAAAGUUCCAAAAAGAGAGCGACGGGGGAAAUGCGCAUGAAGCUCGACAAGGACGUGGAGACGAUCAAGGAGAGAUUCAGGAUGGCCUUGAGGAUGGCAGCCAGGCAAGACAAAAGUGUCCUGAUGUUAGCGGCACUGGGCUGCGGAGUGUGGAAGUGCCCACCGAAACAGGUGGCAGAGCUUCUGCGGGAAUGUUUGGGAGAGGCCGAGUUCGCGGGCUGGUUCGAAGAGAUCUGGAUUGGGAUUUACGACGAAGCAGUCUUCCGGAUCUGGGAGGAGGUAUUCGGUGGCGACGCUGGAUGA
This is a messenger RNA of Fonsecaea erecta, 852 nucleotides long. RefSeq lists its product as hypothetical. NCBI's taxonomy places the organism in Eukaryota, Fungi, Ascomycota, Eurotiomycetes, Chaetothyriales, Herpotrichiellaceae. The transcript is spliced from 2 exons. The record is from RefSeq and is a predicted model, not a curated record. The coding region runs from base 1 to 852 and encodes 283 amino acids.